UCCGUUUUGCGCCGGCAAAAUGGCGGUUUUCAGACGUUGGCGAUGGCUGCCAGGGGCUCGAUUGGGGCAGUUCAUACACAGCGAGGUUUCCGCGGCGCCUUCUGACGACCCCCUCGCCUCUCCCGCUUCUCUGUAUCCGCCCGUAGUGGCUUCACUUACCGCCAAGAGUAAAAUAGCCAAACUCCGGCGCCGGGAGGAAUACUAUAAAAGUAUUCACAACGCGGCUACGGUCGAGGAGAAAUUGGCGAUCUACGGGAAACGGCAGCGCCGCAAGUAUGUGGUCUACCCGCAGACGUGGGCCAUAAAUGCAGACCGCUGGUACCAACAUUUCACGAAGACUGUCUUUGUGCCAGGACUGCCCGCUUCGGUAUCAGUAAGCGAAGAAGACAAGAAAGACAGUUUGGAUUGGGCUGAGCUCCGCUCCCUUGUCUGCGAAGUGCUCCUUCAGGAGCAUUAUUACCAGCGCAAAAAGCGCCCCAAACUCUUCCGCAUCAGCGACCAGGGGCCGGCGGCUUUCAUUACCCAACUGGUGCCAAAGCUUGCAGCCCACUUGGCUAGUCUCAACCCAGCGCUCGGUUCCUCUUCCUUCAUAGACUUUCAGCCAGAUGUACAUUUCUACUGGUUACGUGGGGAGACAGUGGUUCCUCGAGGACAUCGGUAUGGCAGGAUUGACCCGCUCAGAUUUCAGAUUGAUGAUAAGCCACUCUGUCAGAUUCGUAUGAGAAAGCAACUUUCAGAGUUUGAGCCUGUUGAUUACCUGGGCCCUGGAGAUAUUCCUGUUAUCCAACAUUUACCUGACAAGCUUCCAUUAUUCAAACGACAAUAUGAGAACAAAAUAUUUAUAGGUUCUCAAAUAUCAGAUCCAUGCUGCUAUGGGCACACCCAAUUUCAUUUGCUUCCUGACAGGGUAAAAAGAGAAAGAUUGAUAAGAUUGAAUCUCACUGAUCAGAUUGAUGUUCCAUAUCGAGCCAAUGCAGUUGGAAGUCUCUUUGCAUGGACUGGAGCACAAGCAAUGUACCAAGGAUUCUGGAGUGAGGACGAUGUGACUCGACCCUUUGUAUCCCAGGCUGUGAUAUUUGAAGGAAGAUACUGUGCCUUUUUUUGUUACCAGUUAAACACCUUGGCUUUAACUGUUGAGGCUGACCAAAAUAACCCAAGAAGGAACAUUUGUUGGGGGACUGAAAGUAAGCCUCUGUAUGAAUCAAUAGAAAACAACGAUGUAAAAGGUUUUAACGAUGAAGUCCUAGCACAGUUUGUUAAAUUUCUGUUAAACAAACCAAAGGAAUUGUGAUAAUCUGAUUAUUCUGAAAAUACCAAAAUAAAAUUAAGUGUUUAAACA
Messenger RNA from Notechis scutatus (mainland tiger snake), 1339 nucleotides. RefSeq names its product mitochondrial ribosomal protein S30 (gene MRPS30). The record is from RefSeq and is a predicted model, not a curated record. Gene Ontology annotation, biological process: translation. Gene Ontology annotation, molecular function: structural constituent of ribosome. Gene Ontology annotation, cellular component: mitochondrial large ribosomal subunit; ribosome; mitochondrion. NCBI's taxonomy places the organism in Eukaryota, Metazoa, Chordata, Lepidosauria, Squamata, Elapidae.